AUGAGCUUCUGUUACCAAGAUUUUGAGGUACAUAAACAACGAACUUGUUCACAGCAGAUACGCCGCUCAGCUACGCCAAUAACCACCAUAGUAAUCGACAUCCAAUGCAUUGUCGAUUCCAAGGUCUUCCGGUAUGUCCUCGCUAUCGCCAUUUUCGUAACUACAAUGACAGCAAGUCCAGUCAUCUCGGUGAGGAACCGUACUGCACGGAUUAUACAUCCCUCCCCUUCUGUCGUAGUACCAGUAACUAUUGUUCUCGUUAUAGUCGCCGUAGUCGUAGGAAUCGUCGUGGCUGCUCAUUUUGAUUUUUUUCAGAAGCAGAGGAUAAAGCGAGGAAUUGAGUUUCAGGUUGAGGAAUUUGAAAAGCUCAGUGAAUUUUAUCGUGGGCCAUGGUACCUCCAAAGAAGAACCGAGAACCAUUACACGACCUGGAAGUCCGUUUCCCCCAUCUUCGACGUGGCCUUCGCAACAAUCCAGCUAUCUCCAAAGUUUCAGAUAAGCCUUCCAAUAUUCACUCUGAGACAGCGUAUUCGAAUGAAUCGUAUCCUCCCCAAUAUCCUCUUCAUCGUCAACGAGACAGUCAGUGUCCGCAUUCUCAGCAGCGUAUGCCCCACAGUUGCAGCAUUUGAAGCCACCCCAGUAGCAAGUGAAACUACGUCACAUGACCUCCUGAGACCAGGCCUUACACCUUCGCUCAAUUCACCUACUCCAUGCCCUCUAUCAUCUAUCAGCUCUAACCGUGCGAUAUUAGUUCGUGCCCAUGCAAGGGUUUUGGAGACACAUCUUCUCCAGAGGGGUGACCAAUUGCCGCGGAAGAGGCUGGUAGUCAGAAGACCGGGGUACAAAUUAAGUGAAGGCCGUCUCCUGCGGCUGACAAAGAACUGCCUUCAACGUUUAAGUGUUGAAGAAAUAGCUCUGCAAGGGGUGGGAGCGAUGUACCUUCAUGGAGAGAAGGAAGUAGUCGAGGGGUGCCGCAAACUCGGCGAUGGCCAAGACCGCACGAGCGCAUAUCUUGCGGAAGGGUCAGAAGGUACAUCCGAAGUCGAGACUGAAAUUUUGAUAAGAGAAGCAUGGGAAAUUGUCUUUAUCCCUGGUAAACUCUUCCAGCCGCACUUAUUCCAACCAUCUCUCGCAAUUAUUCUCAAGUCGUUCAUAUCAAAAUUCCAUCUACCUCGACAUCGUAAUGCUAUUGGAAAAUGGGUCGAUGGCGAAGAUGAAGAGUUCAGAAUAUGCACUGGGAUGGGGUCCAUUCCAACACUAGUAAUUGUAGACGGAGCUUUUGAGCUUGCUACCUUUCUGGUUGUAAUGGCUAAAGUCUCCGCUGAGUGUGGGAGAGUGGCUAGGUACGAGGGUUUAGUCUUGUGA
Messenger RNA from Lindgomyces ingoldianus, 1365 nucleotides. RefSeq lists its product as uncharacterized. The transcript has 20 exons. The record is from RefSeq and is a predicted model, not a curated record. Lineage: Eukaryota; Fungi; Ascomycota; Dothideomycetes; Pleosporales; Lindgomycetaceae. Bases 1 to 1365 code for a protein of 454 amino acids.